CUUGUCUAUCUCUCCUUAUUCGUUUUCAUAUUUCACUAGUUCCCGCUGCUGCAUCUACGAUCUGCAAACCAAAAUUCACUCUUCAUCCACUCAUAACUCAUAUUUGCCUCGUUGACCUUUAGCUUCACCCACAUUGCCUUUGUCCUCUAAUAGAAGGGUGUUUCAUUAGCUUUCCAGAUGUUGGAAUACUGUAUUAGAACAUACCACCCCGGUAGACAGCCCUUCACACGUUCGCAGUCCUUCUCGCAUCAUCAUGAUCACCGCACUCGUUACCAAUACCGAAGCCGAUGCUUCGACGGCUGCGCUGAGAUCCCCCUCGAGAAAUGGAAUAGCAUGCGCGAACAAAAGAAAGACCUGAUGGAGAGAAACGACGUCCUCACCCGCGAAAACCAGGCCCUGAAGAACGACCUCCAAGCCUCUACCCAGGAGAACAGCCGCCUGCUCUCGCACAACCAACAGAUGAUCGAGGAGAUCGAGGAGCUGAGACGAACACGCAACCUCGACGCCGAGGCCACGGAGCGGUUCCGUCGGCGGGUGCAAGCGCUCAAGUUGGAGGUCGAGCAGAAGGACAGGGAUCUCCUGGACCUCAGGAGGAAUAACGAUACCCUGAACAAGCGGGUCGGCGUCAUGACGGAGACCAUCUCGGCGCUGCACCAGCGGAUCUCCGACAAGGCCGCGUGCAGCAAGAAGAGGCGCGACGACUACCAGAAGACCGUGGAUGAGGUUACCGGCCGGCUCGACAGGGCGCGGCGCGACCUCGCGGCUCGCCUGAGAGAGCUCGACGAAAAGGACGCCCUGAUCGACGAGCAGUGCCACAUGCUGCGGAGGUACGAAACUACGAUUCCUGCUCGUCGCCGCUACAGUUUUGUGUAAGGCUCAUAGAGCGAUAUCACUUUCACUACUACAUUUCCCUUCGGCGGUCUAGAUUAGGAGGGGGUUAAGGUUCUAUGAAUUUAGCUGUACUACAUCAUGGAAGAAUGCUUCGACAUCUUCUAAGCUCUGUUUCUAUCACAAGAUUGGAUUUCAACCCGCCCGUGCACUUUAAUUCUUGUAGUUUUGCAUUGUUAGUUACUCACCUGUUAUUUGGAGGGUAUUCCCCAGGUUACCACGAGGGGAAGGGAUAGAUAGGGGUUGGACGGGAGAGUUGUACGGAUGUCACAUCCUAUUCCUAUUUACGACGGAUGGUUAGCGUUU
Molecule: messenger RNA, 1194 nt
Organism: Daldinia caldariorum
Lineage: Eukaryota; Fungi; Ascomycota; Sordariomycetes; Xylariales; Hypoxylaceae
Exons: 1
Coding region: 178-873 (231 amino acids)
Source: RefSeq, a predicted model, not a curated record